AUGACGAGGACCGGUCGUUACUUUGAAAACGAAGGGGAUCGCACGAGUCGAAGUCGCACUGAGGUUGUUGCGGCGAUGGACGGAGCUGCUGAUGGUUUUGACGGGGAAGAGGAAUCUGAUGAGGAUGAGAUUACUGUCAAUGCUGCUGGUUCUGCUAAUAAGGUCAAUGCCAUGUCUAAUGCGACGAGGAGUUGGCAGAACGCAACGAAAGUUGUCGCUGGACUGAGCGUUGUUGGUCCUGUCACCGCGAGGUUGGUUGAUAGGUACACGCUUGUCGUUCGAUACAGCACCACUACCGACUCUCGAACAUCAAAAGGGUCUCUGAAUUCGCUCACUGCCAUCAACAAUCAUUUUGGAAACGAUGCUGGCGACGAUAAUGUUGAUGGUCCCAACGCUCGUGGCACGUACGCGCGAGAGUACACGCUUCGCCAUCCUGAGAUCAAAUGGGUCCAUCGUGGUCAGGGUCGUUACUUGCCUGCUGUGAAGAUCAAAUGCGAGUCGAUGGCUGCGCCGGAGAGGCGGUCAAGACACAGCCGUGGAGAGCCCGAGAAGACGAACAGUAUCACGCCACACAUCAAGAAGGAGAACUCCGAGCCUGACGGUGCCAGCAACUCGAUCAGGUCCAGUAGAUGGAGAAUCUCUGACGCCGGCCGAAUUCCCUCCUUUGGCCGCCAGGAAUCUUCCGCUCAGUCGGCUGACGAAGGAGGAAAAGAAGAGGAGGCUCCUCGGGCUCGCGCAGUUCGCAACUCACUCACUGAUUCACUCUCCCACCCACCACAAUACGGAUUACGUCAGCGGCAAUCAGAUCCUCAAUCUCCUUCAACGCUCGAGCAUCGCACAGCUCGGCUAGCUCGGCGCGCCAAGCUUAUUCCGAGUAUUGAGCGUGGUCGCACAGCACUUCGCCGCGGAUCCAUCACUGCUGCCACCAACAGCCACGACAACGAAUCCGAGACUGAAUGCGACGAGGAGGAAGACAUGGCGGACGACGACUUGACCAAGACCUACACCAAGGCUCACGUGCAGGCCAACAAGCAUGAGGAGUAUCAUCACACCGGUAAUGGCUGGUAUAGAAAGGGCCCACGACCGAGUGGCAAAUUCUCUGUCAAAGGCAAGGAGCGCAGUUCUGAUCGAGCGCCGCCAGCUCGUGCGCCUGCAGUUAACUAUACUUUCGAUGAAGACCAGACUGUGCACAGGGAUGACCUCGGCAACUACCCGGGCAUGAUGUUCCAUCACAAGGGCAAUGCGUGGUUCAGGCCCGGUGUUGAUACGAAGAAUCGACCCAAGACUAAAGUCGUGGACGCCGAUGGCAAUGUUCGCACACUCGAGGACAUUGAGAAGGAUGAGGGCCCGGUCGCUUCUACAUUCACAGCUGGGACAGUCGACAAAGCGUAUGCUGAUGCGCAUCCUGAUCUGCAUUGGGAGCAUCGUGGCAAUGGCCGCUACGCCGAGAAGCCGAAACUUCAGCCUCGCAGGACUAGCACUAAGACAACAACAUCGAGUGAGCCGGUGUCUACUACCGAGAGGCGGAAGAGUGAGUCGCAGGCAACCUUUUCCAAGGAGUAUGUGCUUCAGCAUCCCGGCACGACUUUCUACCAUACCGGCAAUGCACGUUACAAGCUUGGCGCGAGGCCUCAGGUCUUGCCAGCUUCACUUCGUGCUGCAAGCUCCGAUGGUGGGCUGGUCGAUAGGGCGUAUGUUGAUGCUCAUCCGGGUCAGGAGUUUCACCAUCGUGGUCAAGGUCGGUAUGCACGUGGGGCCAGACUCAGCACCACCACUCCAGCACUUGAGGAUGAGGUUGAAGAUGAAGAAAUGGAGGAUGAGGAAGAAGAAGAAGAGGAAGAGGAGGAGGAUGACUUGCCACCGGAAGUCGAAGAUGUGGACGAGGAUCUCGGCGACCGGACUAGACUCGUCGACAGUUCGUUCGUGAACACUCACACAGGAACGACUUUCCAUCACAAAGGCCAAGGUCGUUGGGCUUUUGGCUUGCCACCUCCGGGCAGCCACAACAAGGUUGCUGUUAGGGGCCCGAAGGCUAUCCGCUGGAAUGUGAUCAAGUCCCUGAUGGAGAAGGAAGACCCGGAGUUCGGAUUGCCGAAACAGAAUGAGCUUCUGAGGAGGGAGGAUGGGCCGGAUAAGUUUCCCGGUCUUACCUGGGUCUAUCGUGGUGGUGGUAAGUGGGCGCGGCUCUCCAAGGCGGAUGUGGAGCUUGGCGUAGGUCAGAAGAGCGGGAGGCAGAGUCUGGGGUCCAGGCCGGCCGUGAAGAAGCGCCGUGUGACUGGGCCUCCAGCGAGUACUGCAGCUUCCAUCGCAGGGGCUGAUGAGGAUGAGGAAAUGAUGGAUGAAGCUGCACUCAACAUCCCUUCCCUGAGCAAGCCAAAGAAGAGCCGUCAGCGCAAGAGCCAGCACACCCACCCUGACCUCAACGCCUCAAAGAACUCCUCAACCUCUCAUUCCCAAGCACCGACCCCGAAACCACGCAUGCUGGAACCCGACGAAGACGUCCUCACCGACUCCGACUUGCCAGAUAUCUACCACGAGACCACGCCCCCCACCCCCGAAGAAGGCGACGAAGACGACAUCGACCGUGCCCUGCGCCAACAAUUCCACGCCCUCAACACCGACGCCCUCAUGGCCUCCCUCACGAAAUUCGACCCCGCCGUCCGCUCAACGAAGAAUCUUUACGCCAUAGCGGAGAAUACCAUGAAAGCCAUGGCGGCCCUGCAGGAGGAGUACAUGGAACUCGACAAGAUCACAGCUCCUCACAACAAGAUCCCCAAACGACCGGUCAAAGGUGGUCGGGAACCAGUGGAGGCACAGAUCUUUGAGGAUAGGAAGGAGGCGGAUUUGUACGAUUAUGUUUUCGAGAAAGGGAGGGUGGGGUUUCAGGACCCGGAGGCGCAGAAGAUUGUCCGGGAUGCGGAGGGCAGGGAGUUGAGGAAGAGGAGGAGGGUUGGUGGUGGAAAUGGGAAUGGGAAUGGGAAUGGUGGCGUGGAGCCGGCGGAUGUGGUUCCUGGGUGGAGAUGGGGGGAGGAGAUUUCGGGAGUCGGGGAGAAGAGGGCUAGUCGGCAGCCGGCUAGGUUUGAUAAUAUGGGUGAGGGUGGUACUAGUACUGCUGUUACUGGUAGCGGUGGUGGUGCUGGUGGUUGUGGUGGGGCAGGGAUGGGUAUGGGUGCGGCUGGGAAUGGAGGACAGCCGAAGCGUAAGGCGAGGAAUCCUUUGGGCUUGAAUGGCAAAGGUGGGAGUCUGACGCCUGGUCGUGGCGGUACACCUAUUCUAGGAACUGGAUCUGGUGCCGCAAGCGCUGAUGGUCUGGCUACGGGUAAAGCGAUCGGGAAUGUGCCGAGAAGGAUCCAGGAAUUGAGGGGUGAGAGUGUGGCUUCGGAUGGUGGGAGUGGGAAAAGUGGGAAGAAGGGUAAGAUUCCGGGGCUGGGUGUCAAGGGCGUGAAGUAG
Molecule: messenger RNA, 3450 nt
Organism: Recurvomyces mirabilis
Lineage: Eukaryota; Fungi; Ascomycota; Dothideomycetes; Mycosphaerellales; Teratosphaeriaceae
Exons: 2
Coding region: 1-3450 (1149 amino acids)
Source: RefSeq, a predicted model, not a curated record